This is a messenger RNA of Gavialis gangeticus (Gharial), 2231 nucleotides long. It is a transcript of the gene GPR22, whose product is annotated as G protein-coupled receptor 22. Gene Ontology annotation, cellular component: membrane. The record is from RefSeq and is a predicted model, not a curated record. Gene Ontology annotation, molecular function: G protein-coupled receptor activity; peptide binding. The coding region runs from base 664 to 1965 and encodes 433 amino acids. Lineage: Eukaryota; Metazoa; Chordata; Crocodylia; Gavialidae. The transcript is spliced from 2 exons. Gene Ontology annotation, biological process: G protein-coupled receptor signaling pathway.
GCAUAUUUUUCUCUGAAUGUUAUUAGCAAUUAUGUAUUCUCCUUUAAUGAAUAUAAACCAAUUUAAAUAACUUACAGCUUCUAUCAAAGCACAUAAACUGGAUUUUACAAUGUAGAGCAAUUUAUGCGACAAAGCCAGCACUCUGAAGCAAAGAAAAGGAGUACUAUAGAAAUGAAUGUGCGACUAAAUAAAGGAUGCUACAUACAUUUUUGGAGCCAAAAAUCAGCUCUCUCUAUUUUUAUUUUUAUUUAUCCUGGAAAAUAAAAGUAUGCUGCCAUAAGAUGCAAAGACAGAAGGAAAUUAGCAUAACUUAAAAGAAGAUCUCUUUUACUGGUGGCUUUAAAAAGGAGAACAAAAAGAAUCCCAACAAAUGACAUGCACUGGUACACAGAAAUAUUACGUGCAAUUAAAUCCUUUUGUGUAAUCAACAAAUAUUGCUGCUGAAGUGCUGGAAACAAAAAGAAAGGGAAAAAAAACAAAAGGGAAAAGGAUUCUGGUAAGGCAUGAAAUAGAGCACAGCUACAACUCGGUUGCCAAGUGAAAAUUCAUGUAAAAAAAAAUCUGUCAGUGACACCAUGUAUCAAUAUAUGACAAGCUGCUACAGUGAGCUGAAAGGCCCUUGAGGCAACAGAAAACAGGACAAAAGCCAACUGCAACUAAAGAAUGUGUUUCUCCCCCAUUCUGGAAGUCAACAUGCAGUCUGAAUCUAACAUUACAGUUCGAGAUGCCAUUGAUGACAUCAACACCAAUAUGUACCAACCACUAUCAUACCCAUUAAGCUUUCAAGUUUCUCUCACUGGAUUUCUGAUGUUAGAAAUUGUGUUGGGACUUGGCAGCAACCUCACUGUGCUGGUACUUUACUGUAUGAAAUCCAACUUAAUCAAUUCUGUCAGUAACAUUAUUACAAUGAACCUUCAUGUACUUGAUGUAAUAAUUUGUGUGGGAUGUAUUCCUCUAACUAUAGUUAUCCUUCUGCUCUCACUGGAGAGUAACACUGCUCUAAUCUGCUGCUUCCAUGAGGCUUGUGUGUCCUUUGCAAGUGUUUCGACUGCAAUCAACGUUUUUGCUAUCACUUUGGACCGGUAUGAUAUCUCCGUAAAACCUGCAAAUCGAAUACUGACAAUGGGAAGGGCUGUGAUAUUAAUGACGUCAAUAUGGAUUGUCUCUCUUUUCUCCUUCCUUAUCCCUUUCAUUGAAGUCAAUUUUUUCAGUCUUCAAAGUGCAAGUACAUGGGAAAAUAAGACGCUUUUGUGUGUCAGCACAAACGAAUACCACACCGAACUGGGAAUGUACUACCACCUUCUAGUUCAGAUUCCAAUCUUUUUUUUCACUGUUAUAGUAAUGCUAAUUACAUACACCAAAAUACUUCAGGCUCUUAAUAUUCGAAUUGGCACAAGAUUUACGACAGGGCAAAAGAAAAAAGCUAGAAAGAAAAAAACUAUUUCUUUGACCACACAACAUGAGACUACUGAUGUGUCACAAAGCAGCGGAGGAAGAAAUGUAGUCUUUGGUGUAAGGACUUCAGUUUCAGUAAUAAUCGCCCUACGACGAGCUGUAAAGCGACACCGUGAACGACGGGAAAGGCAAAAGAGAGUCUUCAGAAUGUCCCUCUUGAUUAUUUCAACAUUUCUUCUCUGCUGGACACCAAUUUCUGUUUUAAACACUACAAUUUUAUGUUUGGGCCCAAGUGACCUUUUGGUAAAGUUAAGAUUAUGUUUUCUAGUUAUGGCCUAUGGAACAACGAUAUUUCACCCUCUACUUUAUGCAUUCACUAGACAAAAAUUUCAGAAGGUCCUGAAAAGUAAAAUGAAAAAACGAGUCGUUUCAAUAGUGGAAGCAGAUCCCAUGCCGAAUAAUGCUGUAAUACACAACUCAUGGAUAGAGCCUAAAAGGAACAAAAAGAUUACUUUUGAAGACAACGAAGUAAGGCAGAAAUGUUUAGUACCUCAGGUUGUCACUGACUAGAUUUCUGUAUUCACCCAAUCACCCAAGAGAAAUACAUGAACAAAUUGUAGAAAAUACUGCCAAAUAAGGGAAACUUUUUAAAGUAUUGGCUACACUGUAAAUUUUCAGUAUACAUGUUAAAUAGAGGAGGCCAUGUAUAGUCAAUUUAUUCAUUACUUAAGAUAUAUGUUGCAUGGCAGUUUGUUAGAAUAACAUCAUGUGUAUAUCUGUCAAAAAGAUAUUCUUGUUAAGUCAUAUUUUUUAGAAAAUAAAUAGCCUUAAAGCUG